GGCGCCGGUGCGUACGUCGUGUGGCGGUGCGCGGUGGGGUUGCUUGGCAGUGGAGCCGGCGGGGCGGAGGUGGAGAUGGCGAAAAGAUAUUCCGAGUUCGACGCCCUGCAUAUCGCCCUCGUGCGCGCCUUCCCCCACGCCGUCGCCAUGAUCCCGGCUCUCCCGCGGAAGAGUCUUGUCUCGCGUUUCCGGCCACAUUUUCUGGAGUCUCGGCGGGCCGGGCUGCAACACUUUCUGAGCUGUGUUCUUCUGAAUCCCGAAUUUGCGGCUUCGCCAAUCUUGAAGGAUUUCGUCUUCUCGUGA
Molecule: messenger RNA, 303 nt
Organism: Dissoconium aciculare CBS 342.82
Lineage: Eukaryota; Fungi; Ascomycota; Dothideomycetes; Mycosphaerellales; Dissoconiaceae
Product: Phox-like protein
Exons: 3
Cellular component (GO): endosome
Molecular function (GO): phosphatidylinositol-3-phosphate binding
Source: RefSeq, a predicted model, not a curated record